Messenger RNA from Microplitis mediator, 825 nucleotides. RefSeq names its product glycine-rich protein 1-like. Bases 1 to 825 code for a protein of 274 amino acids. The transcript has 2 exons. NCBI's taxonomy places the organism in Eukaryota, Metazoa, Arthropoda, Insecta, Hymenoptera, Braconidae. The record is from RefSeq and is a predicted model, not a curated record.
AUGGUAAAUACUGAUGGCAUAAUUAUUGGGUACGAGAAGACCACGGAAACUGCCCCUGCUGCAAAUACUACGACUACUGCGGAUGAUGAUUCUGAUGCCGCUGCUGAUGAUGACAUUUGUCACGCUGGUGCUGUUGCUGCUGUUAGUGCUACGUCUGGUGCUAGUGCUUAUGGUACUCCUGGUGCCGCUGCUGCUGCUGCUAAUGCUACUCCUGAUGCCACUGCUGCUACUUCUGCUGCUGGUGCCGCUGCUGCUGUCGCGGAUCCCGGAGCUGUCGCUGGUACUGUUGCCGAUGUAGAAGUUGUCGACGAAAUAAUAGCAAUUUCUGGGAAUGUUGCCAGUACUUGUAAUAGUGAUAAUAUUGGUUCAACUGUUGGUGCUGGCAUUGAUAGUACUGUUGAUGCUGGAGUCGCUGAUGCUGGUACGGGUUCAGGUGCUGCUGUGGGUGUCACGUUCGGCGCUAGUGCUGCUGCUGCUGGUGCUACAAUGGGUGCUGUUGCUGAUGCUGGUGCUAAUGCUACUCCUAGUGCAGCUGCUGUAGCUGAAAUUGAUGAUGGUGGAGCUGUCGUUGGUGCUUUUGCUGCUACGGGUACUGCUGUUGGUGCUGUUACUGAUGCUGUUGGUGCUAGUGCUGGUGCUACUGCGGGUGCAGCUGCUGCUGCUAGUGUUGAUGAUGGUGGAGCUAUCACUGGUGCUGUUGCUGAUGCUAGUACUGCUAUGGGUGCUGCUGCAGGUGCUGUUGCUGAUGCUGCUGUUGGUGCCACGUUUGGCGCUGGUGCCGAUGCCACUCCGAGUGCAGCUGAGGAACCUUUUAAUAUUUUUUGA